Messenger RNA from Nestor notabilis (Kea), 1086 nucleotides. Its product is annotated as protein-glutamine gamma-glutamyltransferase 5-like. Gene Ontology annotation, biological process: peptide cross-linking. The transcript has 7 exons. NCBI's taxonomy places the organism in Eukaryota, Metazoa, Chordata, Aves, Psittaciformes, Psittacidae. The annotation marks the transcript as partial. The record is from RefSeq and is a predicted model, not a curated record. Gene Ontology annotation, molecular function: protein-glutamine gamma-glutamyltransferase activity.
UCAUUGAGCUGGGAGAAGUUAACCUGAACUGUCCUUCAAACUGCCAAAUUCAUAAUACCCAUUUCUUUGGAACUGACAGACAGAUAAUAAGGAGAGGGCAAGCUUUCAACUUUUAUGCUUACUUUCAAAAUCGGGAAUGGGAUGACGCCGUGGACAAGGCCAUUUUCACUGUGGAAACAGAUGACCCUGUAUAUAUGGACAAUCAGGCCCAUAGAGAAGAAUAUGUUCUGAAUGAACAUGGGAUACUGUAUGAAGGAGUUCACAAGCAUAUUACCUCUAGACCAUGGCACUUUGGACAGUUUGAAGAUGGGAUUCUGGAUAUCUGCUUGAAGAUCCUAGACAUGGGUGCAAGUUAUCAUCACGGCUCUGAUCGCGACCAUUGUUGGCGCAAUGACCCUGUACAUGUCAGCAUGGUUGUAAACCACAUGAUAAGCAGCCAUAUCACUAGCAGUGUAAUGAAGAUUCCAGAAAACAAUGAUUAUCUGAAAGGAACAAAACCAUUUUCCUGGAAUGGAAGUGUCCCCAUUCUUCAGCAGUGGUACAAUGGCAGAUGCAGGCCAGUCAGAUAUGGGUACUGUGGGUCUCUUGCUUCAGUAAUGUGCACAGUGAUGCGGUGUUUGGGAGUUCCAAGCCGUGUUGUCACAAACUUCUGUUUUCCAUGUUCAAAUGAGAAUCCCCUUGGUAUCAAUGAAAUUUUUGACUGUACUGGAAAAAACCUGUGUGGUAAAGACAAGCUGUGGCGAUACCACUGCUGGAAUGAAUCUUGGAUGGCUCGCAGAGACCUAAAACAGUGCUGUGGUGAUUGGCAGUGUCUGGAUCCAACACCUUUGGAAACAGGCAGAGGUACAGCUUGCAGUGGUCCUACUUGGGUUCGAAGCAUCAGAGAAGGGGAACUGGACUUGGACUAUGAUGGUCAUCAUAUAUUUUCUCGAGUAAAUUCGAACUAUGUUGGCUGGCUUUCACAAAACAGUGCCAAAAAAACUAAAUUUUUCUGCGAUCCUUGGCCAUGUGGACAACAUCUAAUCACCAAGCGUGCUGGCAGUGAGCAAUUCGAAGAUAUCACUGGGGCUUACAAGUAUGAACUAG